AAAGCAAAAGGAAAUCCCAGGAAAAGUGCUCGCGCCAUGUAGACGGAGCUGCGCCCCCGCACCCCGUCCCCGCCCCGGCUCCGCGGCGGCCGGCUGGGGACCGGCGCCCGGGGUGCGGCCAUGAACGCGAGCCACGAGGGCGACGGCUUCCCGGGCUCGGUGCAAAUUCCAGGAGGCACCACGGUGCUGGUGGAGCUGACCCCGGACAUCCACAUCUGCGGCAUCUGUAAGCAGCAGUUCAACAACCUGGACGCCUUCGUGGCCCACAAGCAAAGCGGCUGCCAGCUGACCAGUACACCCGGGGCAGCCCCCAGCACGGUCCAGUUCGUGUCGGAGGAGACGGUGCCCACCGCGCAGACUCAAACCACCACGCGGACCAUAACUUCUGAGACGCAGACAAUAACAGUUUCAGCUCCGGAAUUUGUGUUUGAACAUGGCUACCAGACUUACCUGCCCACGGAAAGCAACGAAAGUCAGACGGCCACUGUCAUCUCUCUCCCUGCCAAGUCACGCACCAAAAAGCCCGCGACCCCGCCAGCUCAGAAGAGACUCACUUGCUGCUAUCCAGGUUGCCAAUUCAAGACUGCCUACGGCAUGAAAGACAUGGAGCGUCACCUGAAAAUCCACACGGGCGACAAGCCACACAAGUGCGAGGUCUGCGGCAAGUGCUUCAGCCGGAAGGACAAGCUGAAGACCCACGUGCGCUGCCACACGGGCGUGAAACCUUACAAGUGCAAGACGUGUGACUACGCAGCCGCCGACAGCAGCAGCCUCAACAAGCACCUGCGGAUCCACUCGGACGAGCGGCCCUUCAAGUGCCAGCUGUGCCCGUACGCCAGCCGCAACUCCAGCCAGCUCACCGUGCACCUGCGCUCCCACACCGCUUCUGAGCUAGAUAACGACGUCAAGUCACCUGACCUCUCUGCAGAAGAAGGUGCUGCUCCGAGAGCCCCCGCCGCCGCCCCCCCCUCGGAAUCCAAGGAGCCAGCAGCCACCCUGGGAGAAAGGACUUUCAACUGCUGCUAUCCAGGGUGUCACUUCAAAACCGUCCAUGGCAUGAAGGAUUUGGACCGCCAUCUGAGAACCCACACGGGUGACAAGCCGCACAAGUGUGGGUUCUGCGACAAGCGCUUCAGCCGGAAGGACAACCUGACCAUGCACGUGCGCUGCCACACGAGCGUGAAACCCCACAAGUGUCACCUGUGUGACUACGCGGCCGCCGACAGCAGCAGCCUCAAGAAGCACCUGCGGGUCCACUCGGACGAGCGGCCGUACAGGUGCCAGCUGUGCCCGUACGCCAGCCGCAACUCCAGCCAGCUCACCGUGCACCUGCGCUCCCACACGGGGGACACGCCCUUCCAGUGCUGGCUCUGUAGCGCCAAGUUCAAAAUCAGCUCGGACUUGAAGAGACACAUGAUCGUGCACUCGGGCGAGAAGCCGUUCAAGUGCGAGUUCUGCGACGUCCGCUGCACCAUGAAGGCGAACCUGAAGUCGCACGUGCGCAUCAAGCACACCUUCAAGUGCCCGCACUGCGCCUUCCAGGGCCGCAACCGGGCCGAGCUCCUGGAGCACAGCCGCCUGCACCAGGCCGAGCACCCGGAGAAGUGUCCCCAGUGCAGCUACUCCUGCGCCAGCGCCGCCGCCCUGCGCGUGCACAGCCGCGUGCACUGCCAGGACCGGCCCUUCAAGUGCGGCUUCUGCAGCUUCGACACGAAGCGGCCCAGCAGCCUGGCCAAGCACGUGGACAAGGCGCACAAGGGGGAGGCCAAGACGGAGAACAGGGCCCCCCGGGGCCGGGAAGGGCCCAAGGAGGCGGGUGGCUCCCAGCACGUGGCCAAGAUCGUGACCCACCGGGCGUUCCGCUGUGACAUUUGCGGGGCCUCCUUCGUCAGGGACGACUCCCUGAGGUGCCACCGCAAGCAGCACAGUGACCAGGGUGACGGCAAGAACUCAAGCCUGGUCACCUUUCCCCCGGAAAGCGGUGCCUCUCCGGGACAGCCCAGCCCCCUGGUCUCUGUGGGGCAGCUCGAAGGUGCCCAGGAGCCCAGCCUCGACCUCUAAGGGCAGCCACGGCGGGUUCUCGGGGACCCAGUGAGGACACAAGGGCAACUUUGGCCCUCCUGCAGCUGCCAACCCCCGUUUCCCCCGCCACCCGUCCCCCAGGUCCUUGGUGGCAUUUGGCGGACGUGUGAAGGGAGCAGACACCAGAGGAAUGCCAUGGUGCGACUCGUCCACAAGCCUGGCUCCUCAAAGGCGGGCACUGGGCUGUGCGCCACGGAAAGCUUUUCCACGGGGACCGUUGGUGCUCGGAUGGAUCUGUUGAUGCUGGAGUUGCUGAACUAGUUGGCAAGUUAGAACCCUAAAGCUAAACUGAUCUGUAUAGCAGGUCAGGGUCUGUGUGUGGUGGGGGGUGUCUGGGGUACCAGGGAAAAGUUCUAUUUCUUCACCUGGGUAGUGGUGGGUAUAGUAUGUUCACCUUAUAUAAUUGUGUGGUUUCUCUUCUCUUUUACAAUUAAAAAAAAAAAAGACAAACACA
This is a messenger RNA of Jaculus jaculus (lesser Egyptian jerboa), 2536 nucleotides long. It is a transcript of the gene Zfp64, whose product is annotated as ZFP64 zinc finger protein. The record is from RefSeq and is a predicted model, not a curated record. The transcript has 9 exons. The coding region runs from base 121 to 2061 and encodes 646 amino acids. Gene Ontology annotation, cellular component: nucleus. Gene Ontology annotation, biological process: regulation of gene expression. Lineage: Eukaryota; Metazoa; Chordata; Mammalia; Rodentia; Dipodidae.